Messenger RNA from Auanema sp. JU1783, 852 nucleotides. The record is from the annotation of a GenBank genome assembly. NCBI's taxonomy places the organism in Eukaryota, Metazoa, Nematoda, Chromadorea, Rhabditida, Rhabditidae.
AUGAAGAAGGCGGUCGAUCCCGAAGCUGAACUAGAACAACAAUACAAAGAGUACAAGACGCAGUUUGAGGAAUGGAAGGAAAAAAACAUAAGUUCGAUCGGAUCAGAAGCUUAUAAUAAUUAUGUAUCUCAAUUCGAAAGUUGGGAACGGGAUGUUGAAAAAAGGAGGAAAUUUCUUCGUGAUAAGUCAGAAAGAGAAGCUAUAGACGCUCGGGUAAAAGCAGAAGAAGAGGAAGAAGAGAGAAGAGCUCAGAAAGAAAAAGAAGCUGAGGCAGCUGAAGCUUACCGGCUCUCCCAACAGCAGUAUUUAGCUCAUCAUCAAGCAGCUAUAGAAUCGGAACAACGCCAAGUUCCUUCUAUGUAUCAGAUUCAGCCUCCUGUACAAAACUAUUUCGUCAGUGCUCAGCAAGUGACAGAAAUCAAACAAGAAACGUUAAGGGAUGUAACUACCAUAAGUGCUGCAGCAGCACCUCAAGCUCAACUCCCUCAUUUAGGCUUCCCCAUUAAUGACCUAUGGGGAAAUAAUAAAAUAACAUUCGAUUCCAAAGAUGCUGCUUACCAACGAUGGGGUCUCAGAGCUGCACCACCUCAUAUUAAGCCAGUUCUUAGCCCUGCGAUGCCGAUACCAUGCUGGAUGUUGCUUGAACACUUGAAGGAUAAUAAAAAAGUUUUAGCUCCACACCCAUCUCUACCUCCUCCGCCGUUAUUCACUGCCCCUCCUCCUAUUUUCAGUGCUCCUCCACCCACUGGACCUCAAUCUGCAUUAGUACCUCCAGGAAUACCUCCCCCUAUCCCACCACCAAAUCUUUCAGUGCCCCCGCCAAUGAUUCCUCCAACAGUUUUAGGGAAUUAA